This is a messenger RNA of Penaeus chinensis, 2326 nucleotides long. It is a transcript of the gene TTLL12, whose product is annotated as tubulin--tyrosine ligase-like protein 12. The transcript has 14 exons. NCBI's taxonomy places the organism in Eukaryota, Metazoa, Arthropoda, Malacostraca, Decapoda, Penaeidae. The record is from RefSeq and is a predicted model, not a curated record. Gene Ontology annotation, biological process: protein modification process. The coding region runs from base 161 to 2092 and encodes 643 amino acids.
CAACCAGACGAUCCAGAGCGGCGGACGGGUGCGGCCUGGAAACCUGCCUUGUCAUACUUCGAUCGCCUCGGACGCGAAGGCAAAUCUGUAGUUAAUUAUUUGAGUAGUACUUGAUCAUUACAUUUCGUUCGACCGGUAACACCACGAAUCCACAAGCAUAAUGGAAGACUUCAAUGGACUGGAGAAGCGAUUCGUGGAACAACAUAAAAUUCAGCUCGAAUCUUCGGGUGUGCCAAAGCAUUUGUGGCCAACGGUAUUCAAGAAGCUGCAGGGACAGGUGUACGAUGCUGGCGAAAAUUUCCAGCUCUGCCAGCUCACGUAUUCGGAUGAAGAGCAUGAAGAAGGUGACCCUCUGUGGCAAGUCAUUGUCAUCAAGCAGGACGGCAUGAAAGCGAGUGAUCCUGACAGUGUAUUCCUGAUCGAUCAUGCCUGGACGUUUAGUGCCAACGAAUCACGCCAACACUUGACAAUGAUCCUGGGUUUGCUGGAAAGGAUGGUGGCACUGAUGGACAUUCCAAAUGAAGAUAAUACAAGGGAGGAAUUUGUCGAGAAAGUGCUAAGGGAGAUGUGGAAGUUCUGUGACACAUACAGUCUUGUGGGAAAAACCCCGGAAGAACGCCUUCCAGUAUGGUACAUCAUGGAUGAGUUUGGUGCACGGAUUCAGCACUGCGGGGAACCAAACUUUAGGGUUGUUCCCCUUUACUAUUCUCCACAUCAGUGUUGUUACUCCUUGCUUUUCCCCAUUCAGGAUGUUGAAGAAGGCGACGAGGUUACAAGGAACUUUGUAGAGACGCCACCUGUCGAUUCUGUCACCAGGGAUGCCCAGAUGCUUCCUUGGUUUCCCGUUGACUUGACACAUGUCGAUCCACAUCAGAUGGAGCCGCCAAUUGAUUUCUUUGAGGACACAGCCAGGAUUGAACUCCACUACCAGCAGCUAGGACGCGCAGACCAAAGAACCACACAAAAUGACGCAGAAGAUGGGUCUGGACACAUUAGUGAGACACUUCCAGACCCAGAUUCUGUCGUGGCGGAUCUCCCAAAAGAUAGACCAUUGCGGGUAUUUGCUGAGUACGAGUAUGUUAGGGACUACCUUACCGACAGCCGUUUUGUGGUAACAGAUAUUGCGGAAGAGGCUGACAUUCUUUGGCUUGUCACACACUUCAAAGAUUACAAGGGUCUUCGGGAAAAACCACACUGUCGAGUAAACCAGUUCCCCUGUGAGCACUUGAUAACUGUGAAGGACCUCCUGGCCAUUAUGUGCAGAAGGGCUGCAGACCAAGAAAAGAGUGAGGAGAAGGAAACGAGUGGACCCUCUUGGCUGCCUGUGACCUAUUGCUUAAAAAGGGAGCUUGUGAAGUUUGUUUCCCUCUUCCAGAGGAGAGAAAAGCGGGGAGAGGAUAACCACUGGAUCAUUAAACCCUGGAACCUAGCACGAGGCCUGGACCACACCAUCACCAAUAAUAUAAACCACAUUGUUCGGUUGCCUGCCACUGGCCCAAAGAUUGCUCAGAAGUACAUAUCAAACCCUGUCCUGUUCCACAGAGAUGACAUCAACUGUGAUGUCAAGUUUGAUGUCCGCUACAUUGUGAUGCUGCUGAAUGUGAAACCGCUGAAGGUCGCUGUGUACAAACGCUUCUGGAUUAGAUUUGCCAACAAGCAGUUUGAAUUGAAUGAGUUGGAUGAUACUCAGAAGCAUUUUACAGUUAACAAUUAUAAUGAUGCAUAUCUUCUGCAGAUGUACUGUCAUGACUUCAUCGCCAAAUUUAAUGCCCAGAAUCCAGAACAUCCAUGGAAAAUUACGGAGAAAAAACUGUUUGACGUAUUUUUCCAGGUCUUCAAGGCGGCCACUUCCCAAGAUGCUCCUGGCGGCAUCCCACAGAACGCUCAGUGCAAAGGCUUCUAUGGGUUUGACAUCAUGCUGGAGUGGGUGGAGAAGGAUGGUCAGAAAACCAUGCAGCCAUUAAUUCUGGAAGUCAAUUUCAACUCGGAUUGUAAAAGGGCUUGUGAAUAUUAUCCUGAAUUCUUCAAUGAUGUUUUUAGUGUCAUGUUCUGUGAUGAAACAGAUGGUCAUAAUGUUGCAGUUCUUCAGUAAAUUGCAGACUACCCUUGUAUGCCUUGUCAUACUCUGUGAUAAACUAGAUUUUCUCUGCAUAUAUUGAAAUUGUCUUUGUAAACACGAAAGCUGUAAUUUCAUUGAACAUCAUGUGUGGUAUUAGCAUGACCUUUUUUGGUUUGUGUUUAAUGGUGGUCUUGAAAGUAUUUAAACAAACUCCUCUUCAUGUUUUUUAGGAUAAUUAAACCUGACAUUUUGAAGUGUUUUGGUGGA